AUGGACGACGCGGUCCGGCUGAGUGCCGACGCUUUUCGCAAUGUCUACGAAGCAAGCUUCAAGCUGUGGUUCACACUCUACCACAACGCGAUUGAGAACCCAGGCCUUCCCGCCUCGUACCUUGCUGUCCACAACGCGUUCCGUUUGCACUCUGCCUUUCUGCGAGGCCUGAAGCUGAAAAGCACCAAGUUCAGCAAGCAUACUGACGCGAUCUCGGUGUCCAUCCUCGAAACGCCCGAGCGCGGGUCGGACAUGGCGUCGUGGUUGGAUAGAAAGGACCAGAACUACGUUUCGUGGGCUGAAGUUAUGCCCGGGCCAUGCUCUCUCACAUAUACGGACAAGCGGGCAGCCGGCCAUCCUGACGGCGGGACGACCAAACAACAAGCUCAUCAAGCCGCCGCGACGUUGAUGAUUGGCGACGCCAGCCCAGAAGAGGCUCGAUGGUGGGCCGCCAUCCUCGCACCAGAUCAAGGCUGGCAAGCAAGCAUGGCUUUCGCACAAGAUACCAUCUUGUUGUCCCCUUGGUCAUUCAAACUCGAGUCCGGCCCCUGCUUUAUUCUCCACGCCGCGCUCGCUACAGUCCUGCUGUUUCCGUCUAUGGGGGCCGGGCGGCGCUUGAAGCUACCAGCUCUCACCAUCAACGACCAGGAACCAUCGACAAAGGAUGCAGUAUUAUCGUCUUCCCGGCAGUCCAACCCCGCCAAUGGGUACCUGCGGCAUGACUGGACGUAUGACGAUACGCGCCUGAACAGGCUCAUCACCUUGAGCUGCAACACUGCGGCAAUGCGCCCUAUACUACUCAGGGCCCGUGCAGCUAUCGAUUCGCUAGCGCAGGACAGACCCCUUGUGCUCGCGCGCAUGCUCAUGGAUCGAGUACCCCAGGUUGCCUCCCUCUGGCUUGGGGUGACGAUCCUAGGGCUGCAGAAGGAACUCCUACAAGAUGUUCGGUAUGCUUGCAUCCCCAUAGGCAUUCCCUCUGCAGUCUGGUCCGGGACCAUCCAAUCAUUCCUCCAGCAACCUGUCUCCAGCCCACCCGUGUAUCGCGGCCGGGUCUCCCGGGCGGACCAAUGUCGGUUACUGUUCCUAUCCAGGACUGGCCUCCACGAUCGGGCGCCCGUCUGCCAAUGGAGGCCGUUCGGUACGACACCAAUCGACGAUACAGACGUUGAAGUUCGGUUGCAUGCCAGGUGCAAGAACCACGUGCUCCAAUAUCAAGGCUUCUCCUGGGACUGCGCCGAAGGCAGCGUGGAAGUCUGUCCCAUUACGCGCGGGGGUACAGACAUGCACACAACUACUCCGCUCAAACCAAAGCCCCUUACGAGUCCAGAGCAGAUCCCCAUUUCGUAUGGAGGUCUGGACCGCGAAAGAGAGUCCGCAUCAGAAAAUGCAACACGACAGAUCUUCGGCUGGUUGCGUUUCGAGGAGUAUGCCGCGGACGAGAAAGGAAUAUGGGAGCACGAGUGGUUCAAAAUAUUGGACUCUGACGACGAGGACGGUUAUGGGAGCAAAGGCGGCUCGGCAAGCUCCCCGAAGUCUCUGGCACAGAAAAAGUCUUCAUUUUCAGGAUCACAUGUUGAGACGUGGCUCGAAAGGACGGAAUAG
Molecule: messenger RNA, 1602 nt
Organism: Chaetomium strumarium
Lineage: Eukaryota; Fungi; Ascomycota; Sordariomycetes; Sordariales; Chaetomiaceae
Exons: 5
Coding region: 1-1602 (533 amino acids)
Source: RefSeq, a predicted model, not a curated record